Messenger RNA from Heteronotia binoei (common prickly gecko), 3522 nucleotides. It is a transcript of the gene PRTG, whose product is annotated as protogenin. The coding region runs from base 1 to 3522 and encodes 1173 amino acids. The record is from RefSeq and is a predicted model, not a curated record. The transcript has 20 exons. Gene Ontology annotation, molecular function: protein binding. NCBI's taxonomy places the organism in Eukaryota, Metazoa, Chordata, Lepidosauria, Squamata, Gekkonidae. Gene Ontology annotation, biological process: axon guidance; cell-cell adhesion. Gene Ontology annotation, cellular component: plasma membrane; axon.
AUGGCGCCCCCCCGUCGGAUGCUCCCGCCGCCCCUCCUGCUGCUGCUGCUGCUCUUCGCCGUCGCAGGCGUGCGGGGCGCCCCUUCUGCGGCGGAGCUGUGGUUCGUGAAGGAGCCGCAGGACGCGACGGUGGGGCGGGCGGGCUCGGGGGCGGUGCUGGAGUGCGAGGCGCGGGCGGGCGAGGAGGGCCCCGUCGCCCUGACGUGGCUGCGCAACGGGCUGCAGGUGGCCGAGAGCGAGCGGCUCCGAGCCCUGCCCGACGGCUCCCUCCACCUCCGCGCCGUCGAGGGCCCCGCCGACGAGGGCCUCUACCAGUGCCUCGCCCGCAGCAAGCACGGCGCCAUCCUCAGCCGCAAGGCCCGCCUCGCCCUCGCCGCCAUGUCUGCAUUUGAAGUCCAGCCGCUUCCGGCAGAAGUCCACGAAGGGAGCGUGGCUCGGUUUGCCUGUAAAAUAUCCGCCAACCCUCCGGCCGUCAUCACGUGGGAAGUCAACCGGACAGCCUUGCCAGCAGCCACGGACAGAAUGACGGCCUUGCCCUCAGGAGUGCUACAGAUCUACAGCGUCCAGCAGAAGGAUGCGGGGAGUUACCGCUGCGUCGCCACCACAGUGGGCAACCGGCGGAAGAGCGCGGAGGCCACGCUGACCGUCCUGCCAGCCCUGCCAGCCAAGUCUUUCCACAGGCCGGCCAUCGUAGCCGGGCCACAGAACGUGACAGCCUCCCUUCACCAGACAGUCGUCCUGGAGUGCCUGGCCACGGGGCAGCCCAAGCCCAUCGUCUCCUGGAGCCGCUUGGACCACAAGUCCAUCGACGUCUUCAACACGCGGGUGCUGGGCAACGGGAACCUCAUGAUCUCCGACGUGAAGGUGCAGCACGCAGGCAUCUACGUCUGCCGGGCCACCAUCCCGGGCACGCGCAACUUCACCACGGCGGUGGCCAUGCUCACGGUGCUGGCUCCCCCUUCCUUUGUGGAGUGGCCGGAGAGCUUGACGAGGCCUCGGGCUGGCACUGCCCGCUUUGGGUGCCAGGCAGAGGGCAUCCCGGCCCCCAGGGUGACCUGGCUGAAGAACGGGCGGAAGAUCCACUCCAAUGGCCGGAUUAAAAUGUACAACAGCAAACUGGUGAUCAACCAGAUAAUUCCUGAGGACGAUGCCCUCUACCAGUGCAUGGCGGAGAACAGCGAGGGCUCCCUGCUGGCCCGGGCACGCCUGACGGUGGUUCUGUCCGAAGACCGGCCCAGCGCCCCCUGCAAUGUCCACGCAGAGACCAUGUCCAGCUCCGCCAUCCUCCUCGCCUGGGAGAGGCCCCUGUACAACUCAGACAAGGUCAUCGCCUACUCCGUCCACUACAUGAAAGCAGAAGGUCUGAACAACGAAGAAUACCAGGUGGUGAUCGGCAACGACACCACCCACUACGUCAUCGACGACUUGGAGGCGGGCAGCAACUACAGCUUCUACAUUGUGGCCUACAUGCCCCUGGGGGCCAGCCAGAUGUCUGACCACGUGACCCAGCACACCCUGGAAGAUGUCCCUCUGAGAGCUCCUGAGAUCAGCCUGACGAGCCGAAGCCCCACCGACAUCCUCAUCUCCUGGCUGCCGAUUCCCGCCAAGUACCGGCGUGGCCAGGUGGUUUCCUACCGCUUGUCCUUUCGGCGCAGCACGGAGAGCACCGUUCAAGUGGUGGAGCUUCUGGGCUCUACCUACGAGUAUCUGCUCAGGAACCUGAGCCCGGACACAGUCUACCUGGUGCGAAUUACGGCAGCCACGCGGAUCGGCUGGGGGGAGGCAUCUCUGUGGACUUCCCACCGCACCCCCAAAGCCACGAGUGUCAAAGCCCCGAAGUCUCCUGAGCUGCGCCUGGAGCCCCUCAACUGCACGACCAUCGCGGUGAAGUGGCAGCCAGACGUGGCGGACCCGGCCCCCGUCCAGGGCUACAAGCUGUACUACAAGGAGGAGGGGCAGCCAGAGAACACCCCCAUCCUGCUGGAGGCCAGCCUCCUGGCCCACACCAUCAGUGGCCUGGAUCCCCGAAGGAAGUACCAUGUCCGGCUGCUGGCCUACAACAGCUUGGAGGAGGGCUACCAAGCAGAUCAAACCGUCAGCACCCCGGGAUGCGUCUCUGUCCGGGACCGCCUGGUGCCACCUCCGCCUCCCCCUCACCACCUCUACGCCAAGGCCAACACCUCCUCCACCAUCUACCUCCACUGGGGGCGCCCGGCGUUCAGCUCCGCCCAAGCCGUCAACUACACCGUCCGCUGCAACCCGGUGGGGCUUCAGAACGCCUCGUUGGUCCUCUACCUUCCAACGUCAGAGACCCACCUGCUGAUUCAGGGGCUGGAGCCAAACACCAAGUAUGAGUUUGCCGUCCGGCUGCACGUGGAUCAGCUUUCGAGCCCCUGGAGUCCUGUGCUGUACCACACGACCCUCCCAGAAGCCCCCUCCGGCCCCCCGCUGGGAGUCAAGGUGACUUUGAUAGAGGAGGACACCGCUUUGGUCUCCUGGAAGCCUCCGGAGGGUGAGAGGAUGGUCGUUUCCCGCUACACGAUCCUGUACGCCUCCCGGAAAGCCUGGAUUGCUGGAGACUGGCAGGUCUUACACCGCGAAGGCUCCAUCACCAUGGCUUUGCUGGAGCACCUGCUGGCAGGAAACGUCUACGUUGUCCAGAUCGCGGCCUCCAAUGAGGCGGGUGAAGGGCCCUUCUCCAGUGCCGUGGAGCUGGCCAUCUUGCCAAGGGGAGGAGCCACCUCCAACCAGAGGCCCAAGCGGCUGGAUUCUGCCGGUGCUGCGGAGACAGCUCCCUCCGGCUACUCCCCGCUGGACCAGAAGUCCAUGACAGGCAUCAUCGCUGGCGUCUGCAUCGCCCUCACCUGCAUCCUGCUCUGCGUCCUCAUCCUCAUCUACCGCAGCAAGGCCAGGAAGACGUCUGCUCCCAAGAGCGCCUCGCCAGGCCCUGCCCUGCGCUCUCCCAGCGGCCUCUCUUCAGGCGGAGCCGGCGAAGUGGCCAAGAGCGUGGAGGGAGCUGCAGAGAACGAGGAGGUGCUGCUGCCCAUGACGGGGAGCAGUUUCCUGGAUGCCAAGGGGGGCACCGACCUGAUCAUCAACAGCUACGGUCCGAUCGCAAAGAGCAGCUCUCCGAAGAAAUGGGGGCUCUUCCCAGCCUGGAAGAAGGGGAAGCUGGAAGAGCCCCAGAGACCGUGUGCCCAAGCAGCGGGCGUGUACCAGGCGGGCCCCACUGUCCUCCUUGGCGAGGGACGGCCCCGGGAAUCCACAGAGCAGCAGCUGAGCUACCAGGUGACCUUCAGCGUGACGGCCGACACGGAGCACUCCGCCCACAGCGAAGGGAGCCACGACACCGGCGAUUCUGGGAGGUUCUCUCACGAGUCCAGCGAUGAGCUGCCUCUCUCUGUGGCCACCACUGGGGCUGCUCCUUGGGGAGGCCCCGCCUUGUGUGUGUCCCCCUGCCCCGCCUCCAAAGAGCCGCCUGACCAAAGCCCCCCUCCCCCCCUCCCGCCAGCACUGGACUGA